Seminavis robusta is the source of this 330-nucleotide messenger RNA. NCBI's taxonomy places the organism in Eukaryota, Bacillariophyta, Bacillariophyceae, Naviculales, Naviculaceae. The record is from the annotation of a GenBank genome assembly.
AUGAAGAUCUUGUGGUUGCUUGGUGCAACCGCCAUGCUUCUGGCGGAUCCUGUGAUGGCUGCUGGUAGAAAUGAUGGUGAACAUGGCGUUGGAGGCAAGGCGCUCGAAGGUUCAUGGGAAGGAGUCAAGUCGCUGGUGCACGAAGCGAGCAAUUGGAUCCACAAGAAUCACGACGAGGACGAGGAAGAGUCCUUUCUCGAAACAGGAACGAUUGAAGACGGCGCGUUUAUGGAAGCCAUGGAAGAUGUGCAUCCCAAGGUUUCCUUUCGCGGCUCUUCGGGCCAUCAGAGCCGAAAGCUUCACGAAGAAAAGAUGUACGGAGACUACUAA